Bombina bombina (fire-bellied toad) is the source of this 3208-nucleotide messenger RNA. RefSeq names its product alpha-1,3-mannosyl-glycoprotein 4-beta-N-acetylglucosaminyltransferase B (gene MGAT4B). Gene Ontology annotation, cellular component: endoplasmic reticulum; Golgi stack; endoplasmic reticulum-Golgi intermediate compartment. Bases 210 to 1850 code for a protein of 546 amino acids. The record is from RefSeq and is a predicted model, not a curated record. The transcript has 15 exons. Gene Ontology annotation, biological process: protein N-linked glycosylation. Lineage: Eukaryota; Metazoa; Chordata; Amphibia; Anura; Bombinatoridae. Gene Ontology annotation, molecular function: acetylglucosaminyltransferase activity.
UAGCGGACACGAGCAUCAACAAGCGCGCCUCCGUGCGCUUUUGACGAGGCCGUGCGCAGUGUUCGUUCAGUGUAUCUCUUCAUUCUACCCCUAUAUCGGUUAAAGACCUGCGGACACAGAGACACCGGAUACCUUUCCUCACGAUAUCUUAUCCCCGUCCCGGACAUGCAGCCGCCCCCGCCUAGGCUGAGGAGCAGAAGGAGGAUGAGAUGAGGCUCCGCAAUGGCACUUUCCUGACUCUGCUGGCAUUCUGCUUUUGCGUCUUCCUGUCCCUAUCCUGGUACACUGCAUUCAGCGGGCAGAAAGGAGAUGUGGUGGAUGUUUAUCAGAGGGAAUUCUUGGCACUUCGAGAUCGGCUGCAUGCAGCAGAGCAGGAAAACCUGAAACGCUCCAAGGAACUGAACUUAGUCCUGGAUGAAAUUAAGAGAGCAAUAUCUGAAAAGCAAGCCCUGAGAGAUAUCAACCGGACGUGGAGCAGCUUAUCUGAUGAAACAAAAUUAAAAUUGUGGAAUAUCACGAAUAAGAAUGUGUUGCGUUUACCCACCAUCUUUCACCAUCUGCCACACUUGCUAUCCAAGGAGAAUAGUCUGCAGCCAGCUGUGCACGUGGGUCAAGGUCGGACUGGAGUAUCUAUAGUUAUGGGCAUUCCCAGUGUGAAGAGAGAAGUUCAUUCCUACCUGACAGACACACUCAAUUCCCUGAUUUCUGAACUCAACCAACAGGAGAAGGAGGAUUGCGUGAUUGUGGUACUAAUUGCAGAGACCGACGCUCAGUAUGCUACUGCUGUGGCAGAAAACAUCAAAAGCAUAUUCCCAAAUGAAAUACAAUCAGGCCUUCUAGAAGUCAUAUCCCCAUCUCCCAAUUUCUACCCUGAUUUUUCUCGUCUUCGGGAGUCUUUUGGUGAUCCUAGAGAGAGAGUAAGGUGGAGAACUAAACAGAAUUUGGAUUAUUGCUUCUUAAUGAUGUAUGCACAGUCUAAAGGCACUUACUACGUCCAGCUGGAGGACGAUAUUGUAGCCAAACCCAACUAUCUAAGUACAAUGAAAAACUUUGCCCUACAACAGCCAUCAGAGGAGUGGAUGAUUCUGGAGUUUUCACAGCUUGGCUUUAUUGGAAAGCUUUUUAAGUCUUUGGAUCUCAGCUUGAUAGUGGAGUUUAUUCUCAUGUUCUACAAGGACAAACCUAUUGACUGGCUGCUGGACCAUAUCUUGUGGGUUAAAGUGUGCAAUCCAGAGAAAGAUGCUAAACACUGCGAUCGUCAAAAAGCUAAUUUAAGGAUCCGGUUCAAGCCGUCUUUGUUUCAGCAUGUGGGGACUCAUUCUUCCUUGGCAGGAAAAAUCCAAAAGUUAAAAGAUAAAGAUUUUGGCAAACAAGCCCUUCGCAAAGAACACGUAAAUCCAGCUGCUGAAGUAAGCACCAGCUUAAAAACCUACCAGCACUUCACCUUGGAAAAAGCUUAUCUUAGAGAGGACUUUUUCUGGGCAUUUACACCAACCGCUGGGGACUUUGUACGGUUCCGCUUCUUCAAGCCUUUGCGAAUAGAAAGGUUCUUUUUUCGGAGUGGUAACAUUGAGCACCCCGAGGAUAAGCUUUACAACACCACAGUAGAGAUUCUGCCUUUUGAUAGCCUCCAGUCUGACAAGGAAGCGUUGCAAGAAGGACGAGGUAAACCAUCAAAAUUCCACCGCACUCAAGAUGGAUACUUUCAAAUUGGCUCUUUUAACAAGGGCAUAGCAGAAGGAGAAGUGGAUUCUUCAUUUGGGCCACUAGAGGCGCUGCGUCUAUCAAUCCAGACAGAUUCUCCUGUGUGGGUCAUCUUAAGUGAGAUAUUUAUCAAGAAAGCGGACUGAGACAUUAUGGACCAAAGUUUUGUGGCUGCUUCCUUCUCCCUCUCCUGCAAAUUUAGCCUUCAGAGGAAAGCAUUGCAAGGCCAAGUGUAGGACAGAAGCAGAGACAUUUGCCACAUAGCCCCUUAUACAAGAGCUGGAGAAGACAGGAAGAUGGUCACACCUCCCAGAAUGCACAGCUGCUUUAGCAGGUGCAGGCAGCUUCUCCUGUGUUCUUACCACAUUUUGCUUUGUUCACAAAUAAAGACAAAGACUCCUGAGGAAAACCAAAAUCUUUCUCAGUGAUUUUGACUGGACCAUCCUUUACUGCCCUCUUUUAACUGACAAUUUGAUGCAGUAUGUUCUAUGGCACAGAUGUGGAAAGCACAAAUAAGUGAAUGGGCACCAAAACAUUGCUUUCUGCACUGGGUGGAUUUACAAGGCACAAAUAUCCUUAUGUGCCAAUUGGGUGGGAGGAUAGGGGGAAAAGUUGAAAUAAUCUUGCAUACUGUAACUUUAACACUUACAAUGCUGUUUGCCUGCAGUACAUCUCAGGCCGCUCCAGCACUGAGGUAGUUAAAGUGCCUUUCUUUAAUUUCUGCUAUGAGCAAGGGUAGUCUAAAUUACCUUGUAAUUUUUUUUAAAAAAAAACAAAGCUUGAUAUCACAUUCAGUUUCUUACAUACUAAAGUAAAAUAAGUUAUCCAUUUCAUAAAUGUGGGGGGUCAAAACCUAAUACUCUUUUAAAGCCAGAGACCAUCGCUCUCUCGAUACCUCAGAAGAGGGAGCCCAAGACUGUUGACUCACUCUAUACCUCAGAAGAGGAAGGGUAAGAUUGGACUGAUGUGUUGCAGUCUUCUGAAAAAUAACCCUUUUGCUGCCAAGGGAGAAUGCAACACAGUUGUUUUUAAGUGGUGAAAGUUCUAAACAUAUAGAUAGUGUAGCAAUGCAGAAAAAUGCUUACCAGAAAAAAACUAAACAAAUUGCUCCACUUUUACACAGUGAUGGAAUUCAAUUCUUUAAGUACAUCAAAAAUUUAUUGCAGCUCUUUGACUUGUUUCUGUAUAUUUUGAUCCAUUUGGUGAAUUUUCAGGAAUGACCUUAAUGUUGGAUAAAUUUAUUUUGGAAUUAAUUAUUUAAGAGAUUAUGCCAUAACCACCCACAAUAGUUAUACACUGGGAUAUGUUAUAAAACUAUGUGUUUUGUCAUUUGUAUUUUUUAUUGAUUUCUCUAAUACAUCUAUAAAAAAUAAAAAUAAAAUUGUGCACUGUAAUUAUCUGGAAUUAGAAUUGACACUGAAGCAUUUUAUUUUGUAUUUUUAUUUUCCAAAACAAUUGAAGUAAAUGUGAAAUGUUGAAGAAAAUUAAAAUACAGUGAUGAGAA